GUCGUGCGUGCUCUGCGUGCUCUGCGUGUCCACCUCGAGACCGGGAACAGGCUUCGCGCGUUCACUUGUAGGCAAACUGCUAACUUCGAACUUCUAGCUACACGUCACAGUCCUCAAGCGUUGCUGUCAUGCCUGCGAAAAAGUCUGCCACCAAGAGGAAGUCUGAGCCUAUUGUUGAAGAUGAUAAAACGCCCAAGAAAAUUAAAGUUUCCCACAGGAGUCAUGGCAAGGACCCAGGACAGGUUCUUGUUCUUGGCCAGGGGGAUGUUGGACAGUUGGGCCUAGGCGAGACCACCAUUGAGAGGAAAAAGCCAGCCCUGGUGUCCCUGCCAGAGAAAAUGUUACAAGUAGUUGCGGGAGGCAUGCACACUGUCUGCGUCAGCGAGACUGGCCAUGUUUACACUUUUGGCUGUAAUGACGAAGGUGCCCUUGGUCGGGAGACAACAGAGGAGGGGUCUGAGAUGGUUCCAGGAAAGGUGACAUUGUCGGCGAAGGUGGUCCAGGUGUCGGCAGGGGACAGCCACACGGCUGCACUCACAGACGAUGGAACAGUGUACAUCUGGGGCUCCUACAGGGAUAACAAUGGUGUUAUUGGUCUUCUGGAGCCCAUGAAAACCUGCACCAGUCCAGUCAAAGUCCCCAUGACGGAACCUGUUGUGAAAAUUGCAUCAGGUAACGACCACCUUGUACUGGUCACACUGAAGGGAAAUCUGUACACAUCCGGUACUGCAGAGCAGGGCCAGCUGGGAAGAGUGCCUGAGUUUUUUUCAGACCGAGGAGGCAGGAAAGGCCUCGGCCGGUUGCUGGUUCCACAGAUAGUGAAGGUCAAAGGGAAAGUUCACUUCAUAGAUGUCUUCUGUGGGGCGUACGCCACCUUUGCUGUGUCAAAAGAGGGGCCCGUUUAUGGAUUUGGUCUCUCCAACUAUCACCAGCUAGGCAAUAAAAGCACAGAGAACUGUUUUGUGCCAGUAAAACUGGCAUGUUUCAGAAACUCCACCACCCAAUGGGUGGAUUUCUCUGGAGGACAACAUCACACACUCUGCCUUGAUGCUGAGGGACAUGUUUAUAGCCUGGGCAGAGAACAAUAUGGUCGUCUUGGUCUGGGCCAAGGAACAGAAGAAAAGCAUGAGCCUACUCCAGUGGCUGGCAUGGAGCCAGCCAGUGGGUUAACAUGUGGGGCGUCUGUCAGCUUCGCCGUCACCAGAGACGGCUCGGUGUAUGCCUGGGGCAUGGGCACCAACCUGCAGCUCGGCACCGGAGAGGAGGAAGACGAGUGGAGCCCUGUGAAGAUGACCGGCAAGCAGCUGGAGAACCGCGUAGUACUGAUGGCCUCCAGUGGAGGUCAGCACACAGUCCUUUUGGUCAAAGACAAGCAGGAGAGCUGAUGUCCAUCAGAGACGCUUUGAUUAUUUCGAGGUGGGGCUUUUUUCAUGAUGCCUAAAUCUGGGGAGGGGGUUGAUGUGACUUUCUGCGCUGCGCUGAGGGAGUAUGAGCGGUUCGAGUCCUUUUAUGAACUCUUCCUAGUCAGAGGAAACAUGUUCAUCGAUGUUCAACAGAUUCAUGACAAAUGAGAGACCUUUUUAAAAUCUCAUAUUUGAUCACUUUGAAGUGUUUUCAUUAAAAGUCAUUUGUGUGACUGAGGUGGUAUAUGUGAUGUUUGUGAAUGUGACUGCAUGUACGUCAAGGAAAUGAGAGUGCUAGCCUUUUAAUGUCUUCCCCAAACAAGUCUUUUAAAUGUUAUUUUUCUUAGCAAUAAUGGUUCAGGCAGGACAUUUAUACUCAAUGAGUUGAAUGUGUGAGGCUACUGUUCAGUCUUCCUAGGACACGCAAUUGUUGUGACUAUUAGAAAUGUUGGUAAUGCAUCAUAAUGUUUCCUGCAUUUUGUUGCUUUUCCUGUCUGAAAAUAAAGAUACAAUUUUAA
Messenger RNA from Pseudoliparis swirei, 1921 nucleotides. RefSeq names its product regulator of chromosome condensation 1 (gene rcc1). Gene Ontology annotation, molecular function: guanyl-nucleotide exchange factor activity. Gene Ontology annotation, cellular component: cytoplasm. NCBI's taxonomy places the organism in Eukaryota, Metazoa, Chordata, Actinopteri, Perciformes, Liparidae. The coding region runs from base 129 to 1385 and encodes 418 amino acids. The transcript is spliced from 10 exons. The record is from RefSeq and is a predicted model, not a curated record.